Messenger RNA from Entrophospora candida, 2061 nucleotides. NCBI's taxonomy places the organism in Eukaryota, Fungi, Glomeromycota, Glomeromycetes, Entrophosporales, Entrophosporaceae. The record is from the annotation of a GenBank genome assembly.
AUGAUAAAAAAACGGUUUUUAUUUGUUUUUGCUUUUUUCACAUUAUGGAUACUUGAUUCAUUAUCAACAAUUGAAGCUGUUGCUGUCAUUGGUAUUGAUUACGGAACUGAUUGGUUUAAAGUUUCAUUAGUAAAACCGGGAGUUCCACUCGAUAUUGUAUUAAACAGAGAUUCUAAAAGAAAAACACAGUCGGUUAUAACAAUUCGCGGCGAAAAAAGAUUAUAUGGCACUGAUGCUGCUAAUAUUGGGACAAGAUUUCCGAGUAAUACUUACUUUAGUCUUAAAAGGCUUCUUGGAAGAUUAGCAGAUGAUAAGUAUGUACAAGAAUAUCAAUCACACUUUUUUAAUAAAAUAAUAAAAGAUCCGAUAAGAGGAACUGUUUUAUUUCAACAUAAUGAAACAACAACAUUUUCAGUUGAGGAAUUGGUUGCAAUGCAAUUAUCUUAUGCUAAAGAGCAAGCUAAAGUCACUGCACAAGAAGAAGUUAAAGAUAGCAUUAUUACUGUCCCACCAUAUUAUAAUCAAUUUGAAAGACAAGCCAUUUUGGAUGCUGCUGAAAUUGCUGGAUUACAUGUACUAUUCUUGAUUAAUGAUCAGACAGCUGUUGGAAUAAACUAUGCCAUAACACAUUUUUCUUCUAUUACUGAGGAACCACAAAUCCAUUUAUUCUAUGAUAUGGGUGCCGGAAGCACUAAAGCUAGUGUGAUCAAAUUUAAUAUUGUAAAUAACAAGGAUGUGGGUCGCUUCAACAAGGCUUUGGUUAAUUUAGAAGUUUUAUCAAUUGGAUACAAUAAAACUCUUGGAGGACAAGAAUUUGAUUUUCGGCUUCAGAAACAUUUUGCAACAAAAUUUGAUGAUUUACACAGUGGUAGGCUGAAAGAAUCAAUUUUUAAGUCUGGUCGUGCUAUGACAAAAUUAUUUAAAGAGGCAAAUAGGGUAAAACAAAUUCUUAGUGCCAACACAGAAACAAUAGCUUCAAUAGAAAAUUUACAUGAAGAAAAAGAUUUUAGAAUUACAAUUUCAAGAAAAGAAUUUGAAGCUAUUACAGAUGAUUUGAUCAAGUAUGUUGAAGCUCCUUAUAUCACAGCAUUGAAUAAGGCUAAUUUGACAUUGCCUGAUAUAAAAUCUUGUGUGUUAGUUGGUGGUGGUAUCCGUGUACCAGCUGUUCAAAAUAUGCUUAAAAAGCUUGUUGGAGAAAACAAAAUUGCACAAAAUAUUAAUGGAGAUGAAGCGGCUGUUUUAGGUGCUGGUUUUAGAGGAGAAAAAGAGAAGCUUAAUUCAAUUCAACGAUUAACUGCCAUGGAAAAGGCUGAUCAUGAACGUCAUGCUUGUGAAGAAGCAAAGAAUCAUUUGGAGUCUUAUGUUUACAAAUCACAAAAGUUUCUUGAUGAUCCAAUUGUUAAAAAAGUUAGCACUGAUGGGCAACGUUCAGAACUAUUAAAAAGGUUAUCUGAAACAUCGGAAUGGCUGUAUGGAGAAGGUGAAAAUGCAUCAAUUGAUGAAUUUCAUUCACGUCUUGACAGUUUAAGAUUAUUAGAGAAACCAUUCUUAUUUAGAAAAGGAGAGUUUAUUAAACGUCCUGGUGCAAUUUCUUCACUUAAAUCACUUAUUGACAAAAGAUGUGGAUUUGUACGACAAAGAAGAGCUAACUUAAUUCCUAAAAUAACGCAUUAUACUGAUGAAAAUAUUGAUAAGCUAUUAAAUGUUUGUGAUAAAGUUGAAAAUUGGCUUAAUGAAAAGUUGGCAGAGCAAGAAAAAACUGCCCCCCACAUUGAUCCUGUUUUCACUACAGAUGAUGUACAAAAGAAAGCAAAAGAAAUUAACCGUGAAUUUUCAAAUUUGGUGAAAAAAUCAUCAACAGUAAAAAGCUCUACAACUACCAUUGCCACCACAACAAUAAUCAAUGCCACUGAUGAAAGUACAGAAUAUGCCAAGACAUACAAUACAACAACUGAUUCAAUAACUCAGGAGACUUCAAAUGUUACAAUAUCAUCUGACACUGAAACAACAACAGGAGCCAUUGAACCCAAGACAACUGAAAUAUUGCAUGUUGAAUUAUAA